Molecule: messenger RNA, 969 nt
Organism: Aspergillus saccharolyticus JOP 1030-1
Lineage: Eukaryota; Fungi; Ascomycota; Eurotiomycetes; Eurotiales; Aspergillaceae
Exons: 1
Source: RefSeq, a predicted model, not a curated record
UCUGAAAUCCAAUUCUUCCUCUAUUGUCUGAAAUCUUAGCUAUGAUACACAAGCGGUCAGACCAGUACAGUUUUGGGGUGAUAAUUUGGGAAACGAAUGUACUCCAUUGAAGGGAAUCUGCAGCGAUGAACAUAUCAAACAAUCCAGCAAGCAGGUAGACAUCGUUCUUCGGACCUUCUUGCAGCUUUGUACAAAGAUGUGAAGCAGACAGUUUAAAACAAUCUUCAGAAGAAUUAGAAUUAGAAAAGAAUUAGGUAUAUACAGGAGCUUUCUUCGCCAUGCAUGCCGUUGCUAUCGUCUCAUGUCGGGGAGGUCGUCAUGCCUUGCUUAGUAGUCGCAAGCAGAGACGCUCACAGUGGUGGUGACAGUGACAGUGACCACGUUAGAGCCCGAGCCGGAGCCGGAGCCGGCGACGGGGGCGCUGGUGAUCUGGGGAGAAGAGCCUCCCUCAGCGGCAGUGCCGCUGGGGGCAGGAGAGCCCUCAGUUUGAGUAGCAACAGGGAUAACAGUCUCGGUAACGAGGGUAUCGCAAGGAGUGGUGUUGGAUUCAGCGCUGGCUCCCUCAGGAACAGUGCUGGAAGUGGGGACAGCAGGAACGCUGGCGACACCAGAGGGAGCCUCACCGCCAGCAGCACCGCCAGAAGGAGCGGCACCGGAGCCACCCGCAGUCUGGGUAGCAACAGGAACGACAGUCUCGCUGAUAGAUGUCUCGCAAGGAGAGGCAGAGGCUUCACCACCGGCUCCACCAGCAGCAACGCCAGCGGGAGCAGUGGGGACAGAACCACCCUCAGUGUUGGUAGCGACAGGGAUAACGGUCUCGCUAACAAUGGUGUCACAAGGAGUCGUGGCAGAAUCAGCGCUAGCACCGCUAGGAGAAGCACCGUUGGGGCUGCCGGAGCCGGAGCCGGAGCCGGAGCCAGAAGCAGAGCCGGAGCCAGAAGCAGAGCCGGAACCAGAGGCAGAGCCGGA